GACUGUGGGAAGAGCUUCACAACAUCAAGGGCUCUGACAGUUCAUCAGAGAACACACACAGGAGAGAAGCCUUUCUCCUGCUCUGACUGUGGGGCGAGUUUCUCUCGACUAAGCAACUUAAAAACACACCAACGUAUACAUACGGGCGAGAAGCCUUACUCCUGCUCUGACUGUGGAAAAUGCUUCACAACAUCAACUGAGGUAAAAGUUCAUCAGAGAACACACACAGGAGAGAAGCCUUACUCCUGCUCUUACUGUGGGAAGAGUUUCUCCCGAUUGGAUACCUUAAACACGCAUGAACGUAUACAUACAGGAGAGAAGCCUUACGCAUGCUCUGACUGUGGAAAAUGCUUCACAACAUCAACUGAGCUAAAAUCUCAUCAGAGAACACACACGGGAGAGAAGCCUUUCUUCUGCUCUGAUUGUGGGGCGAGUUUCUCUCGACUGGGCCACUUAAAAACACAUGAACGUAUACAUACAGGAGAGAAGCCUUACUAUUGCUCUGACUGUGGAAAAUGCUUCACAACAUCAACUGAGCUAAAAGUUCAUCAGAGAACACACACAGGAGAGAAGCCUUACUCCUGCUCUGACUGUGGAAAGAUUUUCUCUCAACAGAGCAGCUUAAAAACACACCAACGUAUACAUAAUGGAGAAAAGCCUUACUCCUGCUCUGACUGUGGAAAAUGUUUUAAAACAUCAACUGAGCUAAAAGUUCACCAGAGAACACACACAGGAGAGAAGCCUUACUCCUGCUCUGACUGUGAAAAGAGUUUCUCUCAACAUAGCAGCUUAAAAACACAUCAACGUUUACAUAAAGGAAUGAAGCCUUACUCCUGCUCUGACUGUGGAAAAUGUUUUAAAAUGUCAGCUGAGCUAAAAGUUCAUCAGAGAACACACACAGGAUAGAAGCCUUACUCCUGCUCUGACUGUGGAAAGAGUUUCUCAAAAUUGGAUCAAUUAAAAACACACCAAUUGUACAUAUAUGUACAGUGCUUUUGGAAAGUAUUCAGACCCCUUGACC
Molecule: messenger RNA, 1021 nt
Organism: Coregonus clupeaformis (lake whitefish)
Lineage: Eukaryota; Metazoa; Chordata; Actinopteri; Salmoniformes; Salmonidae
Product: gastrula zinc finger protein XlCGF17.1-like
Exons: 1
Source: RefSeq, a predicted model, not a curated record